This is a messenger RNA of Drepanopeziza brunnea f. sp. 'multigermtubi' MB_m1, 1221 nucleotides long. RefSeq lists its product as uncharacterized. Lineage: Eukaryota; Fungi; Ascomycota; Leotiomycetes; Helotiales; Drepanopezizaceae. The record is from RefSeq and is a predicted model, not a curated record.
AUGUUCUUUACCUCGUGGCAGCUAUGGGAGCAGAUGACCUUCGUCCUUGCACUCGCCAUCGUCGGAGUCUUUCUCGUCGGCUGGGGCAAGCUGCUCUGGGUGAACAGGCUGGUGCAGAGGCAGGAAGUUGUUGAUGAGGAGAAACGGACGAAAAUUGAGCAACUCAGAAACAGCGGGCAGAUUGUCGAGUCCCGGAGGAGCCACGAUAUUCCGUUCGGGAUCAGAGCGAUCCAAAGCGGAAUACAGGUGGAUGGGAUAUGGAUCUCACAGGCAAACACCCCGAUGCCAAGUGUGCUCAAUCUUGGCCAUCUUCGCGGCAGCUCGUCAGAUAACCUGGCAAGUACGGAUGCCAGUAAGGGCGUUGAGGCUUCCGAUUCGAGAUACGAAGAUACAAAACCUACCUCGAGAUAUGGAAGAUCUUCAUUCAGAAGCAUUGAUCUAGGCGCCCUAUCCGAUGCUCAAGACCCGAUGGUACAGGGCACUCGGACGUCUUACCAACCAAGGAAAUCUUCAUACCUUCGUCAAGGCAGCCAUGGGGUCUUCGAUAAGGGUACGCUUGGCCAGUUGGAAGGGAAAACGUCGCUUAGGAGAGGAGUACAAGCACACCGUCCCCGUGGCUCCAGAAUCGGAAAUAUGAAUAUCGAUUCGUCGUCUGCUGCGGAUAAUGAACAUUCUUCGGAUUCAGAGGCUAGCCUCUCUCAAGAACCAAAGAUGACCGACCUAUCUCGAAAAGCUCUGUUAAACGACAAGUCAGCUUCCGAAGGUCGUUUACUGAGUCUAUCCAGCGUGCCAUCAGGAAGGCCCGUAACCGCACAUGGUCAUCCUCAGAGUGCCAAAGCAGCGUACUUCUCUGUCCCUGUAGAGUCACCCGACUUCGACAAAUCAGAUCCGUUUGAAACUCCCCAUGUGAGCCCCUUGGACUCAGUUCGACCACAGCAGACAUUCACAGGUCCGAAUCGGCUCGAUGCCUCACAACAAGCAGGCUCUAGGACCCGGUCUCCAUCACCAUUUGUCCCCGGCGAGUUACAUGUCAACAAAGUGGCGCGGAAGGUCAACUCAGGAUUUGAGGUUCUACCGGCGGGAACGUUCGGCAGACCAAAAGAUGCUGACGAGGACGUCAAAGAUGAUCCAAGAGCGAGAAGACGGUCCGCAAAGCUACAGAAGAAACCUAGAGGCUCGAUGACGGGGGGACGACCAUCCAACGCCAUGGAGCGCCCCUGA